This is a messenger RNA of Cryptomeria japonica (Japanese cedar), 1908 nucleotides long. RefSeq names its product laccase-12-like. Bases 44 to 1780 code for a protein of 578 amino acids. The transcript is spliced from 6 exons. Gene Ontology annotation, cellular component: apoplast. The record is from RefSeq and is a predicted model, not a curated record. NCBI's taxonomy places the organism in Eukaryota, Viridiplantae, Streptophyta, Pinopsida, Cupressales, Cupressaceae. Gene Ontology annotation, molecular function: hydroquinone:oxygen oxidoreductase activity; copper ion binding. Gene Ontology annotation, biological process: lignin catabolic process.
GCUUUCCAUAUUGGAAGAGUUUGAGCUUGAUUUGCAGAUUAAUAUGAGCAGCACUUUAGGUGUUUCUAAUUCAUUAAUGAUGUCAAAACAAUACUCGGCAAGGUUUAUGGUAUUGCUGUUUACAUUCAUUUUCUUAUUUGAUUCUCUUGCAUGCGCAGACCUACACACCCACACAUUCGUUCUUGAAUCCACAAAUGUUACUGGACUGUGUAAGACAUAUAACAUUAUCACAGUGAAUGGUCAGCUUCCAGGUCCAACUCUGCAUGUCCGAAAUGGCGACACACUUCAUGUUACAGUUUAUAACAGGGCCAAGCACAACGCCACUAUCCACUGGCAUGGAGUGAGACAGAUUCGCACAGGGUGGGCUGAUGGACCAGGUUACAUUACACAGUGCCCGAUACAACCAGGGGGUAAAUUUACUUACACGUUCACCAUUAUUGGACAGGAAGGAACGUUGUGGUGGCAUGCCCAUGUUUCAUGGCUCCGUGCAACAGUUCAUGGAGCAAUGAUCAUCCUUCCGAAGAAUGGCAGCUCUUAUCCAUUUACCCAACCCGAUGCUGAGAUUCCUAUAGUUUUAGGGGAGUGGUGGAACAGUGAUCCCAUCGAAGUCGAAGAGGAAGCAAAACUGAGUGGAGGUGCACCGAAUGUUUCAGACGGUUUCACUGUAAAUGGACAGCCAGGAGACCUCUAUAACUGCUCAACCUCAGGAACAACAAAUUUCCCUGUAGAACACGGAAAAACCUACCUACUUCGUAUCGUAAAUGCUGCAGUCAAUAAUCACCUCUUUUUCAAGAUUGCAUCACACAAUCUUACAGUGGUAUCUGUGGAUGCCUCCUACACAAAGCCAUACACAACAGACAUACUGAUGUUAACAUCUGGUCAGACUACAGACGUUCUUCUCACGGCCAAUCAAGCCGAAGCCAGAUAUUAUAUGGCCGCCAAAGUAUACACUACUCAAUCUGAAGCAAAUAUUGAUAACACCACAACAACCGCCAUUUUAGGCUACGUGGGCUCUAAUUCAUCUGCCACUCCAAUCCUCCCUGACCUUCCAGUAUACAAUGACACUGCAACAGUGACCACAUUUACCCGAUCCUUACGAAGCCUGGCUUCACAGGAGCAUCCAGUGGACGUUCCCCAAAGCAUAAGCGACAGUAGCAUCAUAACCGUAGGACUCGGUUUACGCCCUUGUGAAACCGGCGGUAAUUGUGGUGGCCCUAACAAUACCAGACUGGCUGCGAGUAUGAACAACAUAUCUUUUGUGCUGCCUGAUGUCGCCAUUCUGCAAGCUUAUUACUUCGGCGUUAAUGGAGUCUUUACCACCGACUUUCCUUCCAACACUCCAGUUGUGUAUAAUUAUACCGGCGAUGUACCCAAAACUCUGUGGGCGCCAAUUUCUGGCAGAAAAGUUAAAGUCAUUGAUUAUAAUGCCACAGUUCAAGUUGUGUUUCAGGGAACCAAUAUCUUCCAAGCAGACAACCAUCCAAUGCAUAUUCAUGGGUAUGACUUUUAUAUUGUAGGAGAGGGUUUUGGUAAUUAUGAUAAUGAAACAGAUCCGAGCUCUUUCAAUCUGGUCGAUCCACCUCAACGAAAUACAGUAGGGGUUCCGGUCAAUGGAUGGGCCGCUAUCAGAUUCAAAGCUGGCAAUCCAGGUGCAUGGUUCGUACAUUGUCACUUUGAUGACCAUGUAACAUGGGGAUUGGAUACUGUCUUUAUUGUCAAGAACGGCCCUAGUGCUUUGGAAAGUUUGAUCCCUCCUCCUGUUGACCUCCCCAAAUGCUAAAGCAAGUUCCAGUGUUGCAGUAUUUCUAGAUAUAAUUGAUAUAUAAUUUUUUUUAUUAUCCAGUGUUACAAUAUUUUUAAACAUAAUUUAAAUAUAAAUAUUUUUAUUGUGCAUUCUUUUAUAUACUA